This is a messenger RNA of Conger conger (European conger), 3567 nucleotides long. It is a transcript of the gene spint2, whose product is annotated as serine peptidase inhibitor, Kunitz type, 2. Bases 187 to 1182 code for a protein of 331 amino acids. Gene Ontology annotation, molecular function: serine-type endopeptidase inhibitor activity. The record is from RefSeq and is a predicted model, not a curated record. NCBI's taxonomy places the organism in Eukaryota, Metazoa, Chordata, Actinopteri, Anguilliformes, Congridae. The transcript has 9 exons.
AAGAAUGCACCUGGCCAAACAGGAUGGUUCAAACAUAAAGAGGGCGGACGUACAAUCAUCAGAAGACACCAUCACCGUUCUGUUUUGAUAUAGCGUGUUGUGUUAGGCAGGUUUACAUUACUUUGUGCAACAAGCGACUUUUAGGUGACGGUUUGAGUUUCGGUGGGACCAAAUAGAGUGCGAACAAUGACACAGUUGUGGUACAUCGGCGUUUUAUGCGUCUUGAUCUCAUCGUCUGUGCGAGGACAGCUUACAGAAACAAAAACAACCUCUUCAGAAGCCGAAGACAUAGAUGUGGUCUCCACAGAUGCGUGUACUGCCCCCAUGGUUGUGGGGUUAUGCCGUGCCGCCCUCCCCAGAUUCUACUAUGAUGGUACCAGCUGCCAGAGGUUCGACUACGGAGGAUGUGGGGGCAAUGACAACAACUUUGAAACCAUUGAGGCCUGCAAUGCAACCUGCAAAGGUACCUCAGGUGGUGUGAUGUCUAAUGAACCUCCCUCAGCCCCUGCAUCCAGGAAAAGAAUGGCCCCUGCUGAGCACGAUGCUGGCUCUCCUGAUGUCUCCCUCCGUGAAAUGACGGCAGAGGACUUUGCAGUGCGUUGCCUGGCGGAGGCGAAGACUGGCCUCUGCCGCGCCGCCAUUCCGCGGUUCUUCUUUAACGGCACGGCUGCCACCUGCCAGAGCUUCAUCUUCGGGGGCUGCGGGGGGAACCACAACAACUACGGCAGCGUAGAGGAGUGCCAGGCCAGCUGCUUAGUGACAGUCAUUCCCAGCCCCAGGAAGGCCCCUGAAGGGACGAGUGCACCCCCAGCUGACUGCACAGCAAAGUUUGAAACAGGCCCCUGUCGCGCUGCGUUCCCCAGCUUCUACUACGACCCCUCCACCCAGUCCUGCCAGCCUUUCAUCUACGGGGGUUGCGGAGGCAAUGAUAACCGCUUCAGCUCCGAGGAGGAUUGCGUGACCCGAUGCUCCGGACAGGAAGGUACCACAGGGAAGCACGGGACUCGUUCCAACCGCACUCCAGCGUACGUGACGGUGGGAACUCUGGUGGUGUUCUCGGCCGUGGCGCUGGCGGGCCUCCUCCUGGUGAUGCUGCGCAAAUCCAAGUUCCACCGCCGUCGCCGUGACGACAAGGAGGAGCUGCUGCCCGAGGACCAGCUGACCACGGAGCAGAGCGCCUAAGGGCCGCGCCCGCAACGGGCAAAUGGGCCGCAGCCCCGGCCCGCUCCCCGGCCCAAUCCACAGCCCAGUCUUGGGUGUUUCUGUCCUGGCUGGUGUCUCCUCUUGGUCCAGAUUCUUGAAGCAUUUACCAUUCCUACGGUAUGACAGAGGGUGAACCUGGCUGACAUAGCCUGUGAAAGGUUAUUCAGUUUUAUAAUUUCUCAUGGAAACAUGAGAGAUUUGUAUCAUAUUAAGGUGAAAAGGGUGAUUUUGGCAUGAUGUAUCAAUUGAGAUAUUAUGAUAUUUAUCAUCUACUGUUGUUUCAUAAGAUCAAUGAAAACUGUUAUACAGCAGGCACAAGAACACAAUGAAACCUUUAACAUUUUCCUUAAUUGCUUUUCUAUUUUAUAUGGAAAAAUGGCCAAAAAUCUGAACAUUUUGCAUGUUUUAAAAAUAAAUCUGCAAUUAUAUUGAACAGCUAUUGGGUUAUACCUCACAUUGAAACCGAAAAGUAAACACCGACUUAAACUAUUUUUCUUAAAGGGAUUUUUAAAUAAUAUACAAAUUUCCGCAAAAAAUGGUUGCAUUUGUGUCCACAUUCUAAAUAUUACAUUUUGAUUCGAGGAAUGGAAUUUUUCCACCCUAUUCACCUGUGGUAUGUUUUUGUUUUAUGUUAUUUUAAAAAGCUAUUUUAAAUAUGAGAAGCCUGUAUUUUCAUAUUCCAACAGUAGAUUGAUCCCAGCAGGUUGAAUACACAAAUGAGGCGAUGACACCCUAUUUAGACAUCUGCUUGUCUUUACUGGCAGCCUUGGUACUGCUAAAUAAAAAUAAAUACAGUUGUUCUCCAUUCUUGCUAUAUGUUGGCCAUGAAUUUUUGUGGCUCAUAAAAAGAGAUAAAAAUAUCUGAAUUAAAAUGUGAAAUAAUUCUAAAGCACUGGUCAAAGUCAAAAAGCGAAAAUACAUACUCAAGGCAAAUGCCAAAAAGAAAUUCUAAAGGUCAAAGUAAAAAAAUAAAUAUUGUUGGUGAAAGGUUUUAAAAUGCAUUAUCGUUUGCUUGAACAUGAAAAGUUAAAAGAAAGCAGAAGAGACAACCUGAAGCUGAGAGAAGCCGAGCUUUCCUCCUUAAACCUGAGGAAAUGAUCACUGGUGAACCAGCAGUGUCCAUCACCAUGGCAAUACAUCAGUACUAUGAAGCUUGUUUAAUACCUAAUGAUUGUUUUAUUCUGACUUUGGGAAUACCUUGGUUAAAACACUGGUAUACCCUCAUCAUAGACUGGAAACUAUCGAAUGCAUUAGUAGCCGUAGUAAAGCCUGAAUAAAAUUGUGCCAUUUUUAUUCCCUGAUAUUUCACUUGGCAAUAGAGUGAUUCAACUGUGCAUUCUGGGUAAUGUAGUAAGAUGUCUGUUAUAGUUGGGGGACACUGUAAGAGAGUGCUACUCAACUCCAUGUCCUGUGGGCCGCCGCUACACCACCUGAUUUCACUGAAUGGCUCAUCUGAACUAAGCAGGUAAAAAUAAUGAGUGAAAUCAGGUGGUGGAGCGCGCGGUCAGAGUGAAUACCUGCAGACACUGCGGCCCGCAGGAUGAGGAGUUGAGUUGCGCUGCUGUAAGGGCGAAGAGAUGCAGAUUCACUCCAGAAUGUAAAUGACUAUAAACAUUGUUUUUAUUUUGCACUUUCGUUACUCUUCUUUUUGUGAUAAACUAUCAGGAAUCUGAAAUGAAAUUGAGCUGAAUAAAUGCAGAAAUACACUGACAUACUUGCGUGCUCGCCCCACUUCUGUCUGUGCAGCUCAUCCACAUUUUUGUGUCUGUUGGAUUAAAAGUCUUCAUGAAUGAGGUCAUUAUUACUAUUUCACAGCUCUGUUUAUCUGUCUACCUUAUACAAACCUUUUUAUUUUCCUUAAAUGUGUUCAAGGGUCUAUAGACGGAAGUCCUGAUGUGUUUAUAGUGUGUAAUCAUCUAAUUUCUGUGAUUAUUCUAAUCGAUUUAAUUUAAUCUGUGACUGGAAAAAGAAUAUCACGGGAAUCAUCAAGGGAAUAAGUUCUGUGACCUACUAUUUUUUUCUAUUCAUUUAUUUUUGGUUUUAAGUAAUCUAAAAUGACAUUGAAAUAUUAUUGAAGCAAUUUAGCCAGUCUGAGAUUUAUCAAAUGAAUCUACCAUGAAAUUCCCUUCCACCUAAUGAGCAUACUUCAAUUAAACCAUCUUUUGUGUUUUAUAAAACACUACUGACAGUUCAGACCAUGUGAUUUAUAAUGCAGAAUAACAUUCUAUUGUGAAAAUGAUUAUUAAAAUUACAAUACUACAAUAUUACAAGAAGAAAUUUUAUGAUUAAUGUGUAAAAGGAAAUUUUGGAGCAAUGAGUGUAUUUUCUUGUAGAUUGUUCAAAUAAACUCCUUUAGGAACUGAA